Anopheles arabiensis is the source of this 4956-nucleotide messenger RNA. Its product is annotated as transmembrane protease serine 9-like. The record is from RefSeq and is a predicted model, not a curated record. Gene Ontology annotation, biological process: proteolysis. Lineage: Eukaryota; Metazoa; Arthropoda; Insecta; Diptera; Culicidae. The transcript has 14 exons. The coding region runs from base 11 to 3889 and encodes 1292 amino acids. Gene Ontology annotation, molecular function: serine-type endopeptidase activity.
CGUCGCGCUGAUGGCGUUUCGUUCGGUGUGGUGUCUAGCCUUAUCGUGUUUAGUGCUGGAAGGCGAAGUUUCUCGCACGAUGGCCAACGAAAGCAAUAGUACAGUGCAGUAUUGGGACCUGGCUAGCGAGAACCUUACUAUUCCGGGACGCUUUGCUUGGAAUGAUAGUUUAAUGAUUGAUCCGAAUGGUUUUAUAGGAAAGGCACCGUUGCUUAACAGUGGCGUAUGGACAUGGAUCACGACCGUGUUUGGAAUGCCUAUUUUUAGUGUGUUUGCGUACAGGGCAGCCCCUCGUAACUGUGCACCUUGCUCAUGUGGGACAAAUGCAAAUAAUUCAAAAAUUGUCGGUGGUCAUGAAGCUGAGAUCGGGCGUUACCCGUGGAUGGUGGCACUGUACUACAACAACCGGUUUAUUUGCGGAGGAUCCUUGAUCAACGAUCGGUACGUCCUGACGGCAGCGCACUGUGUGUUUGGUAGCGAUCGGUCGCGUUUUAGCGUGAAAUUUUUGAUGCACGACCGCACAGUUCCCAAGGAGGAUUCAUUCGAGCGUAAGGUGUCCUACAUAAUGACGAACUGGUUCUUGAACGUGCUCGUCUUCAUUACGAACGACGUAGCUCUUUUGAAACUGAGCGAACCAGUACCACUGGGCGAAACAAUUAUCCCAGUGUGCUUACCACCGGAAGGCAAGACAUACGCUGGACAGGAGGGAAUCGUGACCGGCUGGGGUAAGUUGGGUGACGGUACGUUUCCCAUGAAACUGCAAGAAGUACACGUGCCGAUACUGUCGAACGAGCAGUGUCACAACCAGACGCAGUACUUCCGGUUCCAGAUCAACGAUCGUAUGAUGUGUGCUGGGAUUCCCGAGGGUGGUAAGGACUCCUGCCAAGGUGACAGUGGAGGACCGAUGCACGUGUUCGAUACCGAAGCAAAUCGGUUCGUGAUUGCGGGCGUCGUAUCGUGGGGCUUCGGCUGUGCCCAACCACGGUUUCCGGGCAUAUACGCCCGAGUGAACCGAUUCAUUUCGUGGAUUAACUUCAAUACUCGAGAUGCGUGUACGUUUUGUGGAGUUGGAGGACGCACCAAUCGCAUUGUCGGAGGCUCCGAAGCCGCUGCACAUCAAUUCCCCUGGUUGGCUGGCCUUUUCCGCCAGGGCAAACUAUACUGCGGAGCAUCGGUCGUUUCGCGCAAUUUUCUGGUCACGGCAGCACACUGUGUAAACUCGUUCGAAGCGAGUGAGAUUAGGGUUUAUCUCGGAGGGCAUAAUAUUGCUAAGGAUUACACCGAGCUUCGGAGAGUGAAACGAAUCAUCGACCACGAGGAUUUCGAUAUCUUCACGUUCAACAACGAUAUUGCUCUCCUGGAGCUAGAUAAACCACUGCGCUAUGGACCCACCAUUCAGCCAGCUUGCCUCCCGGACGGAAGUGUAAUGGACUUUACUGGAACAAUCGGUGUGGUUGCUGGAUGGGGAAGGGUGGAGGAGAAGCGUGCUCCAUCCAAGACGCUGCGAUCCGUUGAAGUUCCCAUCUGGUCACAGGAGCAAUGCCUUGACGCUGGGUAUGGCAGUAAGAAGAUCUCUGCCAACAUGAUGUGCGCCGGGUACCAUGAUGGGCAGAAAGAUGCUUGCCAGGGUGAUAGUGGUGGUCCGAUGCAUAAGAUGGGACUGUUUGGCAGCAUGGAAGAAGUGGAAAGUGAUUUUAUUCUCUCAACAAUGUACACCAAAAUGAUUGCUCCUGCGAGAAGCAGAUUCCUCGUUGGAUCUAUAGUAACCGCAUUAGUUCUGGCUGGAUAUGUAGCCGAAGCAAAGGAAAGCACACACUGGAAUGAUACGGAAAUUAUUAGCCGGCAAGGACGGUUUCUGUUUGACACAUUGUUUGGACUAAACACGGCUGCUUUUUCACUUGACGAUGAUGACGACCUGACCAACAAUCAGGUGAAGAGCUGUGACUGUGAAUGUGGAGCAGCUAAUCAAGAAAUUCGAAUUGUAGGAGGACGGCCCACUGGAGUGAAUCAAUAUCCUUGGCUGGCACGCCUAGUUUACGACGGUCAGUUUCAUUGUGGAGCAUCACUUCUCACAAAAGAUUACGUUUUAACUGCGGCACAUUGUGUUCGAAGACUCAAGCGCAACAAGAUCCGUGUAAUUCUGGGUGAUUACGAUCAAUUCGUAGCUUCUGAGACUCCUGCAAUAAUGCGGGCAGUCACCGCAAUCAUCAGGCACCGGAGCUUCGAUCAAAACUCCUACAAUCACGACAUCGCGCUUCUGAAGCUGCGCAAGCCUGUGGAGUUCACCAAAACCAUACGUCCCGUUUGUUUACCCAAGGAACGCAGUGAGCCGGCUGGUCAGUUGGGCACAGUUGUGGGCUGGGGACGAACUUCGGAAGGUGGCACACUUCCAGCGUUGGUCCAACACGUGGAUGUACCGAUCUUGACACUCGACCAGUGUCGAAGCAUGAAAUAUCGUGCAUCUCGUAUAACGUCGAAUAUGUUAUGCGCCGGUAAAGGCAAACAGGACUCAUGCCAAGGUGACUCCGGUGGGCCUCUGCUAGUACGAAAUGGUGAUAAGCACGAAAUUGUUGGGAUUGUGUCAUGGGGCGUUGGAUGCGGCCGGGCUGGCUACCCUGGAGUGUACACCCGUGUGGCGCGUUACUUGCCCUGGCUGCGUGCAAAUCUGGACGAUACUUGUCUCUGCUCGAACUGUAGUGUUGGCGAAGCUUUGCGGAAGCCGGAACAAAAGAAACCCAACCAAAGUUUAAGUGAACUUCUGCCGGCAGUGGAAAGAAUUGACGUGAGAACAAGCGUGCGAAGAAAAUUGUUAAAAUUAGAACGAAUAGCGAGCUGUGAGUUGCGGAUAACGCAGAAUACGAAGAGAAUGGAAGUGAGCAAUUUAGCACGGAGCAUAAUCAAUUUGCGCAUUUACAUGAUGCUGGAGGUUCCGCUGUUGAUGCUGCUGAUGGUGGGGCUCUUGGCAGGUGAUGCGUCCGGGAAGCUCCAAGCUCAGGGCAAAUAUGAGAUGCUAGCGACACCGAACAAGAAUACGGACGAGCGGAGCAUUGUCGACAAUAUGAAGAUGAUAUUUGGUGGGGGCAGUAACCGUGCUCCAAUCCAUGAUACACCCUCCAGUGCUUGUAGCUGCCGAUGUGGCGAGCGGAACGAUGCCUCGAGGAUCGUUGGCGGCCAGGCGACCGGCGUGAACGAGUUUCCCUGGAUGGCGCGAUUAAGUUACUUCAAUCGGUUCUACUGUGGCGGUAUGCUCAUCAACGACCGAUACGUUCUUACGGCGGCGCACUGCGUUAAAGGCUUUAUGUGGUUCAUGAUCAAGGUAACGUUCGGUGAGCAUAACCGGUGCGACGACUCUGUGCGCCCGGAAACACGCUUCGUGCUGAGAGCGAUCGCGCAGAAGUUCAGCUUCUUAAACUUCGACAACGACAUCGCACUGUUACGGCUGAACGACCGCGUGCCCAUAACGGACUUCAUUCGCCCGAUCUGCCUGCCAUCCGAUCCAAGUAACGCGUAUGUCGGCACAAAUGGAACGGCCACCGGCUGGGGCACGCUGAAGGAGGACGGCAAACCGUCCUGCAUCCUGCAGGAGGUUGAAGUGCCCGUCCUCUCGAACGAGGUGUGCAGUACACAAACCAACUACACGGCAUCCAUGAUCACGGACAACAUGCUGUGCGCCGGCUAUCUGGGUGUGGGCGAGAAAGACUCGUGCCAGGGAGAUUCCGGUGGUCCGCUGAUCGCGGAACGAGAGGACAAACGCUACGAGCUGAUCGGGGUGGUGUCGUGGGGCAAUGGUUGCGCCCGGCCCUACUAUCCCGGCGUGUACACGCGGGUGACACGCUACCUCGACUGGAUACGCGAGAACUCCAAGGACGGAUGCUUCUGCAGCGAGUGAGCCAAACCUGCCUGCACCAGGGAUGCAAAGUCGGUCGUAACGGUGUGUGAUGUGAUGGAAUCGAGCCGGUUGGCGAAAAGUGGUAGAAAAUAAGAUCAAGCUCUAGGAAGUAUAACGCGAUAAUUAAUCUAUCUAGCAUGUAGGACAGUCCGAACCACGGCGAACGGUGCUGGACAAUGCAUACUGCAGUCGACCGGUCGCCGUUUCUUUCCCUUCUGCCCUACAGCAAAGUCACCUACACACGGGGGCCGGCGGAGCGCCCUAGAGAAACCGUAACGUAACCCGCACUGCCAUGGUUUCCUCGUUGGCCGAUUUAGUUUCUCCACUGCGUCACUGAAGAUACCGUUAAACUGGCCGUGGCCGGAAUUUUAAAACGGUAGACAUUAAUAAACAAUGUGAAGAUAAGCGGCGAAAAAAACAAGAUGCCUCGAAAACGUUACAAAAAGCCUCAUCCGCGACGGCGCGAUGUACGUUCACCAUAUUCCGCUUUCGUUGAUGUCGGAGCUUUGGCGCGUACAAGAAGCCAUCAUCACAGCUUUUUUAUGCAUUCUAGUGCAAGAGUUCGCACAUAAGCGCUUAUUUUCCCACCGCUGGCCUUUCGAAAGUGGGGGACAAACUUAUUUUAUGAAUAGAACCGGCGCUAGCUCAGCGAUGAUUGGUGGUAGUCGGUCUUGCGUAGAUAGCGUGAUACAUUCAUUCAUUGGCACUUUCUUUAAUUCGAUUUAAAUUAAGAUUCAGCUCGCGUUUCCAUCCCUUGUGUGAGUGGCUAAUGGCAACAUGGGCAACAAUAUACUGUGAAUAUACUGAAAUUCUUUUCCUUAGCUGAGCUGAAUUACUUCGCUACGUUACACAUUUUCUACUACUUCAGAAUGACGUACAUCACAAAGGUGGCUUCUGAUGAAUAUAUGCCGUUACGGUAUCGGUGGCACAAUAUGGUACGGUGUAUUUUUAAAGUUAACUAUAACAUAAAUUAAUGUUAUUGAAGGUAUGAAACAAUCUUCGACAAAUAAGUGUAAAGUAAUAAAAUAUAAUAUUUUAUCGCGAUGUAACUACACGCAUUGGUCUUA